AUGAGUGAAAUAGAUCUAACAUCUCUGCUAAAUGCAUUACCAGGUUUAAAGAAUGCCGCAUUUACAAUAACUCAAAAAGAUGCAAUUGCCCAUUGGGUCCGUAAAGAGGUAUACCGAGUCUCCAAAGAAACGCGACCAUAUCUUGAAAUGGAAUUCAAAUAUGGUUCGGUGGACUGGAAAGGUAGAAUUUUCCCUGGAAUAAGAAAGGAAUCAUUUCAAAACAUUAAGGAUGAAUUAAGUAAGAAGUCAAAGGUCAUUGAUUUGAGACCAGUAGAAACCAAAGACAUCUUCACCAAGAAAGGCAGAUUGACUAUUUCUCCCGAAAAAAAGCUCUUGCAUUCCUUAAAGAAGAAGAAAAUAGCACAAGCUGUCUUGAAAUGUCCUGGUAAGAAGUAUAGUAUAAAAAUAACUAUUGCUGCAGAAUUACCAAAUAAUUUACCCAAAGAUUUUAAAUGGGAAAAUGAACCCACAAUUGAUCCUGCUCGUCAUAAAAAACGUUUUGCCUUUGCUGUUUCAGAUCUCAAAGAAAACUCUUUUAAAUUGGAAAAUAUCUCAAUUGAUCUUUCUGAAAUAGAAUGUAGGAAGAAGGAAACCUAUGAAGUUGAAUUAGAAUUAGGAAGGACAUUACUGGACGAAAUUUUUAACGAGGAAAACUCAGAAGCUUCACAGUGUGAAAUAAUAACUAAAUUUAUUGAAGAUGGCGAAACAUUAUUAGCAAUGCUUUAA
This is a messenger RNA of Naumovozyma castellii, 726 nucleotides long. RefSeq lists its product as uncharacterized. Bases 1 to 726 code for a protein of 241 amino acids. The transcript has a single exon. The record is from RefSeq and is a predicted model, not a curated record. NCBI's taxonomy places the organism in Eukaryota, Fungi, Ascomycota, Saccharomycetes, Saccharomycetales, Saccharomycetaceae.